UCCCUGUCUUUCAUUUCAAAGUAGACAAGGCGAGGAAAAAAAAAUUCCUCCUUUUCCCCGUCUUCCCAUCGCUCGCCGGCGACCGCCAUGAACUCCGGCGAGCCUCCUGCCUCGUCCUCCCUCGGCAAUGCCGGAGAGGAGGAGGAGGAGGACGACUUCUACUGGGACGCCGAGGCGGAGGCCGAGCUGCAGGCCAUCGAGGCCGCCUACGCCGCCGCCAAGCGCCGCCGCCUCCCCGACUGGCCAAGCCCCAACCCGGUCACCGCAUCCGCAUCCGCAUCCGCAUCCGGGGGUUGUUCCCCCGCGCCGCCAUGGGCUCCCUCUCCUCCCGCUUUCCGAGGUAAUGUGAAGGCAAGGUACCAACCAGUAAUGUUCAAUGGCAGCAUAGUGUACUGCAGGACCCCUUCAGAAGUGGAGAAAGCCACAAGGGACAUUUUAUGCAAAAUUGAAACCAUGAAGGCCUCUGGCCAGGUUUCUCUUGGAUUCGAUCUCGAGUGGAGGCCCUUUCCGAGAAGAGGAGAUCCACCAUGUAAAGUUGCUGUAAUGCAGUUAUGCAUGGAGAGAACUCGUUGUUAUGUCAUGCACAUCAUUCACUCCGGAGUGCCACCUGUACUAAAGUCUCUUUUGGAGGAUAGUUCGUCCGUUAAAGUUGGAAUAUGUAUAGAUAAUGACGCAAGGAAAAUGUUCAAUGACUAUGAUGUCCAUGUACAGCCAUUGAUGGAUCUGUCAAAUCUUGCUAAUGCCAAGUUAGGUUUCCCUCCUAAAAGAUGGAGUCUUGCUUCAUUAACUGAAAUGGUCACAUGUAGAGAGUUGCCGAAGCCAAGCAACAUAAGAAUGGGAAACUGGGAGGCAUAUGUUCUCUCAAAGCAACAACUUCAGUAUGCUGCUACAGAUGCCUACAUAUCUUGGCACUUGUAUGAGGUACUGCAGAGUCUCCCAGACAAUAAUGUUGAGGUUGAAAAGGAGACAAUUACAGCAGCAUAGAUGCAAAUGCAUAAACUGAAAAGUGGGUUGUUAAUCUAUUUGAUUGCUCCCUAAUGUUCUGCAUCUUCACUUCUCAACCAGGGUUGAGUAGGGAUAUCUUCAUCAGAAGUCAGAACCAAAGCAGUAUGGAACCUUCUUGAACAUGCGUCAAAAGGCAGUGCGUAGGAACAUACCUACCAUUGUUGUAAAUUGUGCUAAGAUGCGAUUGCUGAACUUUUCAGCUGCUGUUAUCUGGAAAAAUUAACUGUGUACUUUUUAGACCGAAUUGGAAUUACGUUUUAUUUUAUUUUUUGUGAGGAAGAAUUUGAUUUAUUUUGUCA
Messenger RNA from Oryza sativa Japonica Group (Japanese rice), 1304 nucleotides. RefSeq names its product 3'-5' exonuclease. NCBI's taxonomy places the organism in Eukaryota, Viridiplantae, Streptophyta, Magnoliopsida, Poales, Poaceae. The record is from RefSeq and is a predicted model, not a curated record. Gene Ontology annotation, biological process: nucleobase-containing compound metabolic process. Gene Ontology annotation, molecular function: nucleic acid binding; 3'-5' exonuclease activity.